Labeo rohita (rohu) is the source of this 2747-nucleotide messenger RNA. It is a transcript of the gene cldn8.1, whose product is annotated as claudin 8.1. Gene Ontology annotation, molecular function: structural molecule activity. The record is from RefSeq and is a predicted model, not a curated record. Gene Ontology annotation, cellular component: plasma membrane; bicellular tight junction. Bases 148 to 960 code for a protein of 270 amino acids. Lineage: Eukaryota; Metazoa; Chordata; Actinopteri; Cypriniformes; Cyprinidae. Gene Ontology annotation, biological process: cell adhesion; bicellular tight junction assembly. The transcript has a single exon.
UUCAUAGCAACCUGUGCCGGCGUUCCCUCCCUCCCCUAAGAUAGAGGGCGGAGGCUGGGAACAGGUGAACACCUAUCAGCUCCCAUUCCACCGGGAUGCAAAACCUCACAGUCGAAACCAGUCCUCACUCUUCAGGCUUCUGUAAUCAUGGCGAACGGCGCCCUGGAGAUUGUGGGAAUGUGCGUGAGCCUGAUCGGCCUCAUCGGGGUGGCGGCCAGCACCGGGAUGCCGAUGUGGAGGGUGACGGCGUUCAUUGGGGAGAACAUCAUCGUGAUGGAGACACGCUACGAGGGCUUGUGGAUGAACUGCUACCGGCAGGCCAACAUUCGGAUGCAGUGUAAGGUGUACGACUCCUUGCUAGCACUUUCCCCGGACCUCCAGGCUGCUCGGGGACUUAUGUGCUGCUCCGUGGCGUUGACCGGGCUGGGUUUACUAAUUGCAAUCGCCGGGAUGAGAUGCACGGCGUGCAUUCAAGGGAACGACCGUGCAAAGCGGAUGGUUCUGAUUAUCUCCGGCUGCAUGAUCCUAGCCGGCUGCUUCUGCUGCCUCAUCCCCGUGUCCUGGACUGGACAUGUCAUCAUCCAGGACUUCUACAACCCCUUGCUCAUCGAUGCCCAGCGUAGGGAACUCGGAGAGGCCUUGUACAUUGGUUGGGUGGCGUCCGCCUUCUUAUUCGUCGGCGGGUGCAUAUUCACCUGCUGCAAUGGCCCCCUGGACAAGGGCCCGGAUCCAAGGUAUAUGUACAACAGGAACCCACCCUACGUGGCCUAUCAACCGCAACCCGUGGCCUACCAUCCCCAGCCGCGCUCAGUGUACAGCCACCCGUCCGGACCACCAUCGUUCAUUGAGCAGUCGUACCAACCGUCCAGACAGCAGUCAUUCAUUCAGCCUUCCAGACAGCAGUCAUUCAUACAACCGUCCCGACAUCCAUCGGCCCGCAGCGCCGUGGCUUAUCUCUGAAAUCCAGCUGGACUUUUCACAGGCUUGUGUUUUUGCAUUUGUGUCUGUGUGUGUGUGUGUUCGAGAUGAAAAAAAUCACCAAAACUUUUGAAAAAAGAAUAUUUGGGGGAGAAAAAAAUAAUGUAAGUGAGUCAUACAUUUCGUUUUUUAAAUCUGUUUUAUUCUUGGGAAUAUUUUUGAUGUCAUUUAGAUGACAUUUCUACUUUGACUUUUUAAAUAUCAGUAGCAAAUGAGAAAUUGAAAACAUUCUGAACCAAUCUUUUCUAAGACAAGGGAAAAAAGACUAUUUGGAAACAUUUAAAUGGUUUUAAAUGUAACAAAGUUGGGCCUACAUUUCAUUUUAUUUUUAUUUUUUUGUUCCUUGGAAUGUUUUUGACCGAAUUUUAAUACCAUUUCCACUUUGGCUUUUUAAAUGUUUAAGUAGGAGCAGAUGAGAGAUGGAAAGAAUGGAAUUCUAACCAGAGGUUUUAUUAAAAAAAAAAAAAAAAUGGUUUUAAAUGUAACAAUUUUAGUCAUGCAUUUCAUAUUUUUUUGUAUCAUUCUUGGUAAUGUUUUUGACAGAAUUUAAAUAUUGUUUCCACUUCAAGUUUUUUAAUAUCUAAGUAGGAGCGGGAAAAGAGAACAUUUGGAAAGUAAAAAAGAACAUUUAGAAAAUUUGCCACAUUUAAACGGUUUUAAAUCUAGCAGUUAGUCAUACAUUUAAAUUGUUCCCCCUGUUCAUUCUUUGGAAUGUUUCCAACAAUUAAAUGUCAUUUCUGCUUUUGCUUUUUAAAUUUUUAAAUAUGAGCAGAUGAGGGAUGGACAGACUUCUAACCAAAGGUUUUUAAAAAAAAGAUAAAAGAAGAUUUUAAAAAUGUAACAUCUAAACAGUUUUAAAUGUAACAAAGGUAGCUGUUCAUUCCAUUUUCCCCCGUUUUAUUCUUCGGAAUGUUUUUAAGUACAUUUAAAUGUCGUUUCUACUUGUGAACUGUGACUGAGAUGAAGAAUUUUAAAGAUGUUUUAAAGAUUUUAAAGAUUUUUUGUUAUUUUAUAUGAUUCAUUGUAAAGUACAGAUCAUACCUCGGGAUGUUAUAAAGUAUGUUACUCGAGGUAUUUUUGUAUUACUGUCUAAAAGCUGUCUAAAAAUAGAAACUAGGAAAAAAAGUGUUUAAUAUUCAGAUGUUUUUUAAAUGUAAAUAUCAAAGCAAAAAACGAUUUAAAUUAAUAAAAAAGUUCAAUAUCCUUAAUGGUACGAUAUUUGCUAUUCCUCCUCAUUCAGUAUUUACAGGUAGUUUGAAAAGAUUGUGUUCUGGUUUCUGCUAUGUAUUUGCACAGUAAUAGUUCUUAGAAGAAAUCUGUUCAUCUCUAUGCUUCAGAGGACGUGUUUUCUCAAAAAGUCACGGGGUCUGAGUUACAGGCAGGUGCUGAAUUUGAUGUUUUAGUUCAGCUCAGUGUGUUCAAGAUCUUUAUGCCCUGCGGCUUCAGAUAAAUAGAACAGCGCAGUGAAACGUAAGACGCCUAUUGUCUUUAGCGUCUCUGACACACCCAGAGAAUGAGUCAGACAAGAGCUGCUUGUUAGUAUAGUAAUGCUACAACAGAACCAGGAAACGGAUCAGAACUGCUAUUCAGCAGGGAAAAGGGAGAAAUACACACCCACACAUAAAAUCUUAACAAGCAGUUUUAAAGUUUUAACUGCAUACUUUUGGACAGACUAAAGUGUUUCACUGGGAACUGUUAUAAAUAGACAGUCUUAGUUUUUUUUUCUUUUUGUAUCAGAUGAAAUAUGACGCUCCGAGUGUAUUAAAAUA